This is a messenger RNA of Gadus morhua (Atlantic cod), 3765 nucleotides long. It is a transcript of the gene trim25l, whose product is annotated as tripartite motif containing 25, like. The transcript is spliced from 16 exons. Gene Ontology annotation, molecular function: protein binding; zinc ion binding. NCBI's taxonomy places the organism in Eukaryota, Metazoa, Chordata, Actinopteri, Gadiformes, Gadidae. Bases 427 to 3012 code for a protein of 861 amino acids. The record is from RefSeq and is a predicted model, not a curated record.
GUGUGUGUGUGUGUGUGUGUGUGUGUGUGUGUGUGUGUGUGUGUGUGUGUGUGUGUCACGCCUCCCUCACCUUGACGACCGCAUACUCACUCAUCAGGCAUGAGGCAGUGGCCUCUUUUGGAAACACCCGGCAUCCUCGCCUAACCUGCCCGGUGGCUCUGGCCCCGCCCCCUCCUGCUCUCAGGUGAGUGGGACGUCAUGCCCUCACCUGGGACGCCAUCACUCCUCCUCUCUCUCUCUCUCUCCCUGGAGGACUCUCUCUCUAUGUCCUACUUCUGUGGCAAAAGCCAUUUUAAUAACUUUAACUUCGAAGUUCUGUAGCUACUCUUCCUUUCCCCCACCAACCCGCGGAUCCGAGUUUGACGACCCCUCUUGCUACGUAACCUCAGAGUCUCCCCCCUCCUUCACCCCCCCCCCCCAGGAGACAUGAGCGGCAAGCUCUGGACGGAGGAGCAGUUCAACUGCCCCGUGUGCCUGGACCUGCCCAGCGAGCCGGCCACCAUCCCGUGCGGCCACAGCUACUGCAUGGGCUGCAUCAGGGACUACUGGAGCGAGGCCGACGCCACGGGCACCUACAGCUGCCCGCAGUGCCGGCAGGCCUUCAGCCCCAAGCCCCACCUCUCGCGCAACACCAUGCUGGCCGAGGCCGUGGAGCAGCUGCGCACGGGCGCCGCGCUCGGACCGGAGCAGCGGGCGUCCAUCCGCAGCACGCGCGGCGCCGGCGCCGGCAAGGCCAAGCGGCGGCCGUCGUCGUCGUCGUCGUCGGCCGUGCCGUGCGACAUGUGCACCGGGCAGAAGCAGCGCGCGGCGGUGAAGAGCUGCCUGGUGUGCAUGAGCUCGUACUGCGAGAGCCACCUCAAGCACCACCAGGGCCAGAAGUCGAUGCGGCAGCACGAGCUGAUCGGACCCACGGGCCAGCUGGCCCAGAAGAUCUGCACGGAGCACAAGUACCUGCAGGAGUUCUACUGCCGGCCCUGCGGGCGCUUCGUGUGCUGGCUGUGCACCAGCAACCAGCACAAGGGCCACGAGUGUGUGUCGACCAAGGCUGAGCGCGUGGAGAAGCAGAAAGUUCUGACGGGGCUGCAGGCUGAGAACCACCAGAGACUUCAGGAGAGAGAGAGGGAGUUGAAGGAGAUGACCAGAAUGAUGGAGAUCAUGAAGCACUCGGCGGAGCGCGUGCGCACCGACGCGGAGCUGGUGCUCUCGGAGCUGCGCUGCUCGGUGGAGCGGCUGCAGACGCUGGUGGAGGCCAUGCUGGAGCGGGCAGAGCUGGACAAGAUGGCGGAGGCCCGCGAGGUGGCCGACAGCCUGGCGGCUGAGGUCAAGGAGCGCAAGAGGCGCGAGGAGGAGAUGAAGGAUCUGGUGCGCUGCGAGGACCACAUCCACUACCUCCAGACGUGUGAGGAGCUGGCCAGCCCUCUGGAGCUGGAGGAGCUGCCGGGCGUGCUGGUGAACCUGGAGGCCUCCUUCGACCCGGCGCGAGAGGCCAUCCUGGACCUCAGGGAGCACGUGGAGGACCUGUGCAACGCCGAGCUGGGGAAGAUAACCAAGAAAGUGAACGACACAAGCCUGUUCACGCUAGAGGGAAGCAACUCUAACCGCGGUGCAAAAGGAGGCUUUCUCAGAUUGUUCUCAGGUCUAGGCGCCCGCACUGCGGCCAGUCGUCCCACAGGUUUGGUCACUCUUCGUUUCUAUAAUCACGCCACUAACUGCUGCACUGUCCAUUCUUCCACAUGUUUUCCCGCCGCUCGUCCCUCAGCGACCUCCCCCAGCGUGUCAGUAGGGGCCCGGACGCCGGACAGGAGAGGAAUUGGAUUAGAUGUGAGGGGUAGGGACCCACCACGAGGAAGCUCCCCCAGACCCCAGGACGGACCGAGAAGAGAGAACCGGGGAUUAGAAGCAGCGAGGGAGAGCAACAGCAGGCGGCCCAGCCCCCGGUCGAGCCCGACUCUGAGCCGCCGUGAGUCCGAGUCCGAGUGGAACGGCCCCCGUCAGACCCAACCGUCGCCCCCGGCCCAACCGGACCCCCCACGCCCGACCGCCGCCGCCGCCGCCGCCGUCACGCCAGCUCCCGUCCCGGCACCCGUCCGGGCAGCCAGCCCGGCCCAGGCCUUCGCUGGAUCCUUCAGCCGGAUGUCCUCCAUCAGCAGCCUCUUCCGCUCCCAUCGCCGUGGCAACGCCCAGGCCACCCCUGUGCCGGACGCGACCCCUCCGGCCAGCAGUCGCAGCGGUCCGUCGUUCAGAGGCGGGAACCCAUGGGGAAUAGGCACUCUGUCUGAAACGCCGACAGAAGUUAACCCCGGCCUGUUCUUGGAUUCACCCUCCCCAGACUUCAUGCCGAACGACGGCCAAGUGUUCCCAGCAUUGAGGGAGAUCAACCUGGACAGCAUCCAGGCACCUGAACCCAGAGGCAGAGAGGAGUUCCUUCAGUACGCCGUCCAGCUGACCCUCGACCCCGACACGGCGCACCGGCGGCUGGCGCUCUCCGACGGCGACACCAAGGCCACCCUGCAGGCGGUCGCCGCGCCCGGCGCCGCCGACGCACCGCGGCGCUUCGACGGCUGGACCCAGGCGCUGAGCCGCGGCCCGCUGGGCGGCGCCGGGCGCAGCUACUGGGAGGUGGAGUGGCGGGGGCGGGGCUCCUCGGUGGGCGUGGCCUACGGCUCGCUGGCCCGCAAGGGCGGCGACGGCCAGGCCGGCCUGGGCUACAACGCGCGGUCCUGGAGCCUGGAGCUGUCGGACACGCGCUGCGUGGCCAUGCACGACAACGAGAGGCGGGACAUCGCCGUGGGCUACUCGCCGCGCGUGGGCGUGUUCCUGGACCCGGCGGCGGGCACGCUGGGCUUCUACAGCGUGGCCGACGGCAUGAGCCACCUGCACACCUUCCGCGCCAACUUCACCCGGCCGCUGUACGCCGCGGUCGGGGUGGGCGUGGGCGUGGGCGUGGGGAUGGACUUCGCCCUGGGACAGUUCAGCAGCAGCGCGGACAGCGUCAAGCUCUGUCCCAUGUGAGGACGCGAGGUGGGGGGGGGGGGGGAUGCACGCCGGGAGGCUCUGGACACGGGGGGGGCUCGCGGAAAAGAAGUGUGACGUUGGGGUGUGAGGGAUGAGUUAAGGCUCUGUUAUGGUUCCACGGCGACUCGACGCAACGACCACGCCGACGCUUUGACGCAGUCGUGAAGCGGUUUUGGUCCAGAGUCGGGUUUCAGUGAGGGGACCAAUCACAGCCCUUGCUGCUGCGACGCCUCAACGGAAGGUGACCAUUUUUUGGGGAGGCGCCCGUCAGGCCCUUGCGUCAGACCCAAGGAGGGUCCGCAAGGACGUAAUGGGUCCGUAAACCCACCUGCGUUGCGUCGACGUGGACCCGUAACUGAGCCUCUAAGCCCCGCCUCUUGGGCGAAAACUGUUUAUUUUCUGAUCAUCGUGCAACAAAUUUAAAGCAGGUAACUUUUUGUGCAACAAACAUUCCAAUAGCAUAUCUUUAAAACCUCUACUUCUUCUAAAACUAAUGACAAUUUGAUGUCGAUAGUCAGCUCUUCCACGAUUCUCACUUUCCUUUCUGAUUUUUUUUUUUUUGGUUUAACGUCACAUUCAUAUCUUCACAUGCGAGGAGCAACAACAUCAGAACAAACAAACGAGUCACUGCCAUUCAUUUCCAUGGAUUUAUUUUAUAAAAAAAGAGGCAACCGAACGACAGGACGUAGGCAGGGUGACGUCACCAGGCGGUUCAUACCACCACAACAAACAAACAAACCAACAAACAAA